AUGUUUGACAGCUCGCAGUACCCCUACAACUGCUUCAAUUACGACGCCGACGACUACCCGGUGGGCAGCUCCGACGAGGAGAAGCGGCUCUCGAGACCCGCGUACAGCUACAUUGCGCUGAUCGCCAUGGCCAUCCAGCAGAGCCCCUCAGGCAGAGUGACCCUGUCGGGCAUCUACGACUUCAUCAUGCGCAAGUUCCCCUUCUACCGAGCCAACCAGCGGGCCUGGCAGAACUCCAUCCGCCACAACCUGUCCCUCAACAGCUGCUUCGUGAAGGUGCCUCGGAUGGAGGGCCAGGAGAAGGGCAAGGGCAACUAUUGGACGUUUGCUGGUGGCUGCGAGUCGCUGCUGGACCUCUUUGAGAAUGGCAACUACCGCCGGCGACGCCGGCGCCGCGGCCCCCAGCGCGAUGGGGCAAGGGGGGCGCAUGUGGGGGGUGCGGAGGGGCCGUCAGAGCCGGCCCCCCACAGCCAGCCCCCCACCCCUGGCAGCCCGGCUGCCCUGAGGAAGGAGGAUUGCAGGGGCAUCAAGUUCAGCAUUGACUACAUUCUGUCCACGCCUGACCCCUCCCGGGGGCUGCAGAGCCCUUGCGGCCAGCAGGAGGCCAGAACCCCCAGACUGGAGGCCCAGCAGAUGAGCUUCCACCUGUGGACAGUAUGA
Molecule: messenger RNA, 660 nt
Organism: Suricata suricatta (meerkat)
Lineage: Eukaryota; Metazoa; Chordata; Mammalia; Carnivora; Herpestidae
Product: forkhead box protein L1-like
Exons: 3
Coding region: 1-660 (219 amino acids)
Biological process (GO): cell differentiation; regulation of transcription by RNA polymerase II; anatomical structure morphogenesis
Molecular function (GO): DNA-binding transcription factor activity, RNA polymerase II-specific; RNA polymerase II cis-regulatory region sequence-specific DNA binding
Source: RefSeq, a predicted model, not a curated record